Molecule: messenger RNA, 1842 nt
Organism: Peniophora sp. CBMAI 1063
Lineage: Eukaryota; Fungi; Basidiomycota; Agaricomycetes; Russulales; Peniophoraceae
Source: the annotation of a GenBank genome assembly
AUGACGGUGUGGCAGGAGAAGAAGGUCGUAUCAGUGUUAUUCCUGGACAUCAAAGGCGCCUUCCCCAACGCGGUCCCGGAAGUCCUCAUCCAUGACAUGCGGAUGAGACGGAUACCCAAGGCGAUCACCGAUUUCAUCUGGCAGCUACUUCAGGGGCGACGCACACGUUUGCACUUUGACGAUUUUGAAUCGGACUGGUUCGACGUCGAGAACGGCAUCCCACAGGGCGAUCCUCUUUCACUGAUCAUGUACCUGUUCAAUGGAGGUGAUCUGCUCGAGGUAUCUGCUAAGUACCCAGACGAAGAUGCAGGCGGCUUCGUAGACGACACGUACCUCCUGGCCAUAGGCGACACAAUCGACGAAACCACUCAGCACCUUGCGGAGAUGUACAACUGCGAUGGCAGGGCGCAUGACUGGGCGCGAUCUCACCACUUGAAGUUUGAGGCCUCUAAGUUCCACCUUAUGCAUAUGACACGGCGAAUGAUUCGUGGCGACGAUGGGAUACGUCGUCUCCUAGCGCUUGUCGGACCAUCCUUGACUCUUGGCGGCCACACAUUGAACCCGGAGGCGACUCAACUCUUCCUAGGUGUACUCUUCAACUUUACCCUACGGUUCAAAGAGCAAGCCACCCGUGCCGCAGCACGGGGGAAGUCGUACACUACGCAGGCAGUGCUCAUAAUCACGGGAGGACUGCAGUCGUCGCCUACUGACUUCUUAGACAUACACGCCAACUUGCUACCAAUGCGCCUACUGAUAGCACUGGAGUGCCACCGAGCAGUUGUCUGCAUCGCGGCUCUUCCAGAAACGCACCCGUUGCACCAGGUCGCAUGUUGCAGUGCGCGUCGGCUACCAGCCACGUUCUACACGCCGCUGCAAUACCUCUUCGCCAUGUUCCCGGAGCUGCACCCGGAUAGGGUCGAGACAAUCCAGCCGUGCCGAGUCAACCCUGGAUAUGCAGACUACCCCUUCACGACGCAUAUAGCGGAGUCGCGCGAGGAGUCGCAGCGGGAGGACCGAGAGUUAGAUACCGACAUCCGGGUGUACUCGGACGGGUCGGGAUUGGACGGACAGGCAGGGGCGGCUGCUGUCCUUGUUUGGUUCGAUGGUGUGCGGGACACGCGGCGCACUCUGUGCUACCACCUCGGGCCGCUCACACAGCACACGGUUUAUGAAGCCGAAGCGAUAGGUAUAGUCCUUGGUGCCCACCUCAUACUGACCGAGACUGUAGACCCUUCACGCCCAUCGUCCAUCAGCCUUGACAACCAACCGGUCAUACGCACGACGAGGCAGGUUCACCGGGCUCAGCCCGGACACUACCUAUUGGAUGAAUUCCGCGAGUUGGCUGGGGCAUUGCGACAAUCGCGGGACGAGGCGUACAGCCUACUCACGCAGUGGGUGUCCGGGCACGACGACUUGGAACUCAACGAGUACACGGACUCUGAGGCGAAACGGGCGGCGAAAGGGGAGUCGAGCAAGGCGGCUGAGCUGCCGCUCAUGCUGCGCGAAUCUCCGCCGGAGACUCUACUGGCGAGUGUGGCGGCACUGCGGCAGGAGUACAGGCCGUGCUUGCACAAGCGGUGGGUGAAGGACUGGCAAGUCUCGCCGCGAUACGAACGUCUUCAAUACGUCGCACCGACAGCUCCAGCCCCGACACUACUGCGUUCCACCGGGGAACUCUCCCACCUCUCGAGCUCUCUCCUGUUCCAACUAGGAACCGGCCACGUACCGCUCAACGCGCACCUUCGACGAGUCGGGGCGGCGCGUUUGCCGACUUGUCUGGCCUGCUUCGCCGCUGACGAGAUGGUGGAUCACUUCAUCUUCGAUUGCCCGGCUUACGAAUGA